GCCUCUCUCCCCUCUUACUAAUCUCUAUCCCCAAAACCCUCCACUUUUUCCCGGUUCGUCUCUCCUCUCCGCAAUCGCAAUCUGAUUUCUAUUAUGGAUCAUUACAAAUCCCCAUCUGCUUUUUCACUCUGCCUGCGUUGUCUCGCCAAUUCCUUCUCCACAAAACACAAAUUCAAAAUGCAUAUGCAUUCAUGCUGCUACAUGAGUAUCAUAAAUAGAGCUAUGCACAUCACCUUGGUCCUGCACACCACCUUGGUUCUGAUAGUUUGAAUAUGGCUGAGAUAGAAGACGGGUCUCCUUCCAAUGUCUCUAUUCUUCUGUUAAUCAUUCAUUUUUUAUUUUUUAUUUUUUGCAGCUUAAGAGUUUUAAUAUGGCUGGUUUUUUGUUUUGUUUCACAGUCUCAUUCCCUGACUAUUGAUGAGCUCCUAGAAGAUAACUAUCCUUUCACUGCCUUUCGGAGAGGGGAGUUGAUUAGUCAACUCAUAAAAGCUCGAUACAAUCUGUUGAAUCAAAAAAAUGAACUAUCUAAUUUGAAGCAAAAACAAGCUGCAGUGGUUGGUGAAGCAGAGUCCAUAAUGGCUAGUUUGUCUAGUAGGAUGAAUUUCCUUGCGUUGGGUAAUUCCUUCAUGGUUAUUGCGGCCAAAUCGACCAUUUCUUGUAUUUCUUUGUUGUCAUCCAUCACAAUUACUGUGAUCCUCUUGGGUACCCUUGUGUUCCCGGUUUUUCUCACUUUCAUACGCAUGAGGGAGUUAUAUCUCGACUUCACUGAAUUGGCAAGGGAGCAACUUAAGAUGAUUGAACUUCUGGAAAAGCCUUACAACCUGGUGGAGUUAAUCUAUUUAUCUGGUUCUCCAGUUAGGUUAUCCUUGUUGGUGGAGAGUCAUUUUAAUGAGGUGAAUGGCAUGAUAAAGCGGGUAAAAUCAAUGAAUGGGUCCUUAUAUAGGAGCCUUUACAAUGGUUGUUUUCGAUCUGUCUCUAUAUCCCUGAUGGUAUAUGUUGGAACGGUAUUUUGGAUGGCCAACUGGGAAUCUUGUGAAACGUCUACCCCACCUGCAUCAUCUCCUGGAUUGGGUAGAAUCAGGUCUGCUCUGGUAUCAUCGUACUGAUGGAGUGAUUGGCAAAGAAUAAGAUUCAAAGUGGAAGUUAACAACUUUGGAUAAGUUUAUCUUUAAAUUUUUCUCUUGAUAUUUUAGAGUUUUAAGACUAGUAUUUUGGGAUCCCCAGUGUGGAUGAGGGAGGUGUCUUCUGGUGUUCUUGACAUUUUAGAGUUUAAAAACUAUUAUUUCAGUA
Messenger RNA from Tripterygium wilfordii, 1290 nucleotides. RefSeq lists its product as uncharacterized. The coding region runs from base 273 to 1106 and encodes 277 amino acids. The record is from RefSeq and is a predicted model, not a curated record. The transcript has 4 exons. Lineage: Eukaryota; Viridiplantae; Streptophyta; Magnoliopsida; Celastrales; Celastraceae.